AUGCCCAUCAAUGUGGAGAAGAUGCCAGACAAGCGGGAGGUGCCAAUUGGCGAAGCCAUGCGAGGUCUCCGUGAAGAGGAUCUACCUGCGCUGGCACAGGAGAUUGUCGAGAAGUGCCGCUACAUCCCUGAGAGCAAGACCUCACAGGUGGCGAAGGUGCUCAAGAAGCUCUACGGACUGCAAGCGUCUGACGCGCCGUUCGGCAAGGACUUCGGGGCAGGCGCCACACAGUCUUCCACCAACCGAACCUCGGGCGGGGACUCCGUGCUACCUGCGCAGCUGGAAGACCUCCUCCCCAGCGCAUCCGUCCGUAACCUGGACGAGUAUGUCGAGGAGCUUUAUGAGGAGAAGAUGGACAUGAAGAUCCGAGGUGCACAAAGGCUACUGAGACUUUGCACGGAGGUCCGCAUCCUCGACCAGUUGGCAGAUCAUCCCACACUGCUGGGGGUGCUGAGCCGCGAGCUGCGCGAGAACGCCAAGCGCAGCUAUGAGCUUGCGGUGGCCAUCACAGGUAUUUUUCUGAUCCUUGCGAACUUCUCCUGCUUCCACCUCGCCCUCAAACGACACCAGUGUGGGGAAGUGACCAUGCGCAUUCUGGAGUAUGAGAGCAAGCGGCGAAACGUCCUGAAGAACGAGCUGGUGCAGACUCAAGAGCAGCUAGCGAGCUCGCAGCUGGGUGACGAGCGCACCCGGCUGCAGCACGCCCUUGGCAAAUGCCGUGCACGGCUAGAACGGCAGGACCACCUGCUGCAGAUCUGCCUUCUGGUGCUCCGCGCAGUCUCGGAGGACACUGCACAGGAGCUGAAGUUUGUGAAGCAGAAGCUCUGCCAAAUGCUCGUGCCCAUGCUGGGCAGACAACAUGAGGACUUGUUGCUGAGUACGCUGUCCAUGUUGCACAAGCUGACCAUCUUCGAGCAGAACAAGGAUCAGCUCCUGAAGGACGAGGUCUUCCAGCGGUUGGCCGAGCUCCUCGGCCACCCGGCCUCGGAGGUGGCAUUCCUGGCGAUGAGAGCGUGCUACAACCUCUCCUUCGACCCCAAGGGCCGUGCCUUUUUGGCCAGUCAGAGCAACGUGGUGGCCCGGCUCAUGGCCGCCGCGACGGCGCCGAGCGCCCGCUUUAAAGUGGUGUCCUUGAAACUGCUUUACCACCUGACUCUGGACCCAGCCGCACGGUCGGCCCUGACCAGUCGGCAUCCGACCAUCGCCUCCAUGGCGCUGCAGCUCGCUCAAAGCAAGGAGCAGGAGAAAGAAGCCCUCGCUUUGCUCCUCAACUUGGCGGCCGACCAGGCCGCCGCCUGCUUGCUCUUGGCCGAAGAGGCCUUCGUGACGGUGGCCCUGCGGGGCAUCAAGGGCAACCAGGUCAUCCUCAAGGUGUUGCGCCACAUUGCUUCCCACCAAGCCAGCCGGUCCAUACUUCUUGAUGUCAUGGGUGGAGGGCCGGAUGCCCCUGGCUCAAGCCACGCGUGGCUCCUGGAGCUCGUGCGGCUGGCACAGAGCACGGCAGCCGACAGGCACGACGUGCUGGUUGAAGCAGUGGGUAUCCUCGCUGCCCUCGACUGCAACAGCCCAGAGGUUCCCUGGCCAGAGCUUUGCGAAGCUGGGCUCCUGGAGCUUCUGCCAAGGCUGUUGAUGGUGGGCUUCUCCGAGGAUGAUGUGGUUCUCGAGGCGGUCAUGCUGCUCAGUGUCUUAGCCCUGGAUCCACCCGCAGCGGCGUUGCUUGUGAACUCCAAGGUGAUCCAGCUGUUGCCUGAUGUGAUGGCAGCCAAGACGAAGGAUGUAGAUCUCAUGGUGCAGCUGAGCUUCUUGCUCCGUUGCCUCAUCAUCGCUGAUGCCACGCGAGAUGCAGUUCUGCAGACGGACGCGCCGGCGCGUGUCCUGGAGCUGCUGCGAUCUCCGGAGCCUGCCGUACAGGAUGCGGCGAGCGAGCUCUUGGAGGUGGUCGUCGCUGCGGAGACGCAGGCUGGCCAGCAGAGUCGAUGGACGAGACACAUCCAGGAGUACAGGUACAAAGUUCACAACAGCGAGUGGCUGGACGCCGAGAUCGACGGUCAAAAUGCUCGGGACGGUCGGGACGGCCGGCGCCAGGAGCACCGUUCGCCCUCGCGCGAUCCGUCUAAGCGGAGCCCGCUUGCGGCACCAGGACAAGGCUGGGGGGAGUCCAGCGACAUGGAAGACCGCAGAGAAGAGAAGCGAGGCAGAAAAAAGCGUGCAAAGUGA
Messenger RNA from Symbiodinium natans, 2217 nucleotides. The record is from the annotation of a GenBank genome assembly. Lineage: Eukaryota; Dinophyceae; Suessiales; Symbiodiniaceae.